UCGGGCGCUCGGGCGCUCGGGCGCUGGGCGGCGCUGCCUCGGCUGCGCUCGGGCUGCGGCUCCGGUGGGGGUGGGUGGUGGGGUUGACAGCGGAGGUGGCGGUGGCGCGUUGCUGAGCGAGCGGGGAGCUAGCGGGGGAAGAGGAGGAAGUGGAGCCGCGGCCGGGAGCUCGGGAGUCGGCCGCCGGGCCGAGGUCCGCCCCGUUUUGCGGAGCGAGCAGAGUCGGGACCUGGAAAGACUUCCCCGCGGGGCUCCGGCCGCCGCGCCUCCCCGCCGGCGCCUGCCCUGCCCUGCCUGUCCCAGCCCCGCGGUCCGGGUUGUGCGGCCGAGACGCGCAGAGCCCCGGCCCUGACCCGCUGCGCCGGGGCGGGACGCUUCUAACCCCGCGGUGCGGUCCUUGGUUGCGGGGUCGCUCAGCGCUUUUCCCAUCAGUGAGGAUCGGAGCCCCCGCCCCGGGACUGGCGCAGGGUGGCCCCAGGCCCUUGACUCCGGUGCGCGGGACCCCGGACGCCCCCCGCCUCCACGAGACCCCAACCUUCAGUGGCCUCCGCCCGAGCGCUUCGGACUUGGAACCGCGCGAGCGCCGGAGAAGCCCCUGCCGGGUAGUGCGCUCUGUGAGGGGUCCUAAGCGGGCAGGACAAUCGGACCGAACCGCCGGGCUGGUGCUGCGAGCCCAGGCUGCCCCCUUCCUCCCUCCUCAGGCGAGGGACUCAGCGCCUGCCCCGAACACAGGGGACCCCUCUGUCCCCGCGGCCCACGAGAGCCAAGGCUGCAGCUCUCCCCGUGAAGUGAUAUCACCACCUCCGUGGACAGGACACCCUCUGGAGCCCAGGUCACAGCCACUGGUACCUUCUUCCAGCUUUUUGACUGACAACUAAAUAGGUACCUCCUUGGUGCCCGGCCCAGUGCAGGGGACAUAGGUCCCCUAUACAGUGACUCUUCUAGCAAGGACAGGGCCUGGUGUAUCUUGUGUCCCCAUCACCAGGUGUGGGGGUGCAGACACUAUAGGUCUUCAGAAAACCUUGGCGAAGUGGAUCAGAAGUCUGAACCUGGAGAAGCUCUCAGUCUGGCAGGAGAGGCAGCCACGGAAGCAGAUAAUUACAGCACACCGAGGCCUGUGAUCAUUCUCAGGAGCGAUGCCAGAUGAUGACCGGCUGGGGGCCUCCAUGGGCGCCUGAGGGCCAGGCACCAGGGCCGUGGGCACGAGUAUGGUGAAACACCAGCCCCUGCAGUACUAUGAGCCACAGCUGUGCCUCUCCUGCCUCACAGGCAUCUACGGCUGCCGUUGGAAGCGCUACCAGCGUUCGCAUGAUGAUACCACGCCGUGGGAGCGCCUUUGGUUCCUGCUCCUCACCUUCACCUUUGGCCUCACGCUCACCUGGCUCUACUUCUGGUGGGAAGUCCACAAUGACUACGAUGAAUUCAACUGGUACCUCUAUAACCGCAUGGGCUACUGGAGUGACUGGCCCAUGCCCAUCCUUGUGACCACAGCCGCUGCUUUUGCAUACAUUGCUGGCCUCCUGGUCCUGGCACUAUGUCACAUUGCUGUGGGGCAGCAGAUGAACCUUCACUGGCUGCAUAAGAUUGCCCUGAUGGUCAUCCUGGCCUCCACGGUGGUGGCCAUGUCGGCUGUGGCCCAGCUGUGGGAGGAUGAGUGGGAGGUGCUGCUGAUCUCCCUGCAGGGCACAGCGCCGUUCCUACACGUGGGGGCCCUGGCCGCAGUCACUGUGCUCUCCUGGAUCGUGGCAGGACAGUUUGCCCGCACAGAGCGGACCUCCUCCCAGGUGAUCAUUCUCUGCACCUUCUUCACUGUGGUGUUUGCCCUCUACCUGGUCCCUCUCACCAUCUCCUCUCCCUGCAUCAUGGAAAAGAAGGACCUUGGCCCCAAACCCGCCCUCAUUGGCCACCGAGGGGCCCCAAUGCUGGCUCCAGAGCACACUCUCAUGUCCUUCCGGAAGGCCCUUGAGCAGAAGCUGUAUGGGCUCCAGGCUGACAUUACCAUCAGCCUGGACGGCGUGCCCUUCCUCAUGCACGAUGCCACCCUGCGGCGCACCACCAACGUGGAGGAGGAGUUCCCGGAGCUCGCCCGCAGGCCUGCCUCCAUGCUCAACUGGACCACCCUGCAGAGGCUCAACGCUGGCCAGUGGUUCCUGAAGACUGACCCCUUCUGGACGGCCAGCUCUCUGUCACCCUCCGACUACAGAGAGGCCCAGAACCAGUCCAUCUGCAGCCUGGCAGAGCUCCUGGAGCUGGCCAAAGGCAACGCCACACUGCUGCUCAACCUGCGCGACCCGCCCCGUGAGCACCCCUACCGCAGCAGCUUCCUCAACAUCACUCUGGAGGCCGUGCUGCGCUCUGGCUUCCCCCAGCACCAGGUCCUGUGGCUGCCUAACAAGCAGAGGACCCUGGUGCGGAAGGUGGCUCCCGGCUUCCAGCAGACAUCAGGCCUCAAAGAGGCGGUCACCAGCCUGCGGAGAGGCCACAUCCAGCGGCUGAACCUGCGCUACACUCAGGUGUCCAGCCAGGAGCUCAGGGACUACGCAUCUUGGAACCUGAGUGUGAACCUCUACACAAUUAACGCGCCAUGGCUCUUCUCCCUGAUGUGGUGUGCGGGGGUCCCAUCUGUCACCUCUGAUAACUCCCACACCCUCUCCCAGGUGCCUUCCCCGCUCUGGAUCAUGCCCCCGGACGAGUACUGUCUCAUGUGGGUCACUGCCGACCUGAUCUCCUUCACCCUCAUCGUGGGCAUCUUCGUGCUCCAGAAGUGGCGCCUGGGUGGCAUACGGAGCUACAACCCUGAGCAGAUCAUGCUGAGCGCCGCAGUACGCCGGACCAGCCGGGACGUCAGCAUCAUGAAGGAGAAGCUCAUCUUCUCAGAGAUCAGCGAUGGCGUAGAGGUCUCCGACGAGCUCUCCGUGUGUUCAGACAACAGUUACGACACAUACGCCAACAGCACCACCACCCCUGUGGGCCCCCGAGGGGGUGGCAGCCACGCCAAGACCCUCACAGAGCGGAGUGGGCGUUAGCUGAAGGCAUGUCUGUCCCACCUGUACCUGACACAGAAGCCAGGGGAGCCUAGGACAGCUGGCAGAAGCGUGUCUGAACUUGGAGUGCUCUGGGAGCGGGCUCCACAGCCUCCUUGUGGGCUCCAGCCCCUUGUCAGCUGCAGCCUCUCUUGAGGGGGAUUUCUGUCCCCUGAGCCCAGCUGGGCCAGGACUCAAGCCUCUCAGAUGCCCCCACAGGCCUGGGGUUCCUUCUGGGAAGUAUGGGACUUAGGGCUUGGUCCCCCCCUUCUGAGGUCCUCUCCUGUAUCCCAACCUGAAUCUUUGAUGGGUCAUGGGCCAUGCCAUACCCCCAGUGGCAAUGGAGGGUACGGAUGCUCACCUGUGCCAUCUGUCCUCCUGUCUGCCAUGAGGCCACUGAGUUCUCUGUUGUUAUCCUGCCCCACGGGCCUGGGCCGGGCCUCUACCUGAAGCAACUCUGCUCUUCCUGUCAGUCUCAAAGCACAAGGAGGUUUGGCCCAGGAGGAAGCCAGCUGCAGUGUGGAGACACGUCCUCCUCCCCACCCCGCCUUAUGCCACCACCAGCCCCCUGCCCUAGGAGCAGGCCUGAGCCUUGUCCCCUCGGAGCAGCUGGAGAUGGCCAGAAGUGAGAGCUCAGGACUACUGAAUCCCAUGCCCAAGUGUCCAGCAGACCUCAGGGCAGAAGGGUCCCCCAACCCAGGAGUCCACAGACUGAUGUGACCUCAGGUUCCCACAUCAGUGGCCACAGGGCAGGGCCCACCUGGGAGAAGUGUUUUGGACAUGGUCAGAGUGGGUGUGUGGCUAAGUAGGCCCACAACAGAGAGAACCCCAGGGCCUUGAUCAAUACAAUUAAAGCUGCCAUCUUGA
Messenger RNA from Callithrix jacchus (white-tufted-ear marmoset), 3890 nucleotides. It is a transcript of the gene GDPD5, whose product is annotated as glycerophosphodiester phosphodiesterase domain containing 5. Gene Ontology annotation, biological process: lipid metabolic process; positive regulation of neuron differentiation. Gene Ontology annotation, cellular component: plasma membrane. NCBI's taxonomy places the organism in Eukaryota, Metazoa, Chordata, Mammalia, Primates, Cebidae. Gene Ontology annotation, molecular function: glycerophosphodiester phosphodiesterase activity. The record is from RefSeq and is a predicted model, not a curated record.